Molecule: messenger RNA, 3349 nt
Organism: Eriocheir sinensis (Chinese mitten crab)
Lineage: Eukaryota; Metazoa; Arthropoda; Malacostraca; Decapoda; Varunidae
Gene: Stt3A
Product: dolichyl-diphosphooligosaccharide--protein glycosyltransferase subunit STT3A-like
Exons: 13
Coding region: 176-2302 (708 amino acids)
Biological process (GO): post-translational protein modification
Cellular component (GO): membrane
Molecular function (GO): dolichyl-diphosphooligosaccharide-protein glycotransferase activity
Source: RefSeq, a predicted model, not a curated record
CAUAGGUAUUAGCCGCGCCGUGGGGGAGGCGGAGAGCGGCGCGCGGCGUGGAGGACGGGACGCCGGCGAGGGCCAAUGAACGGCCGACACCUGCUGCUGCUGCUGCCGCCCCGCCGCGUCUGACAGCCCCGCCGCCUGACACACGCCGCCCCGAGUGCUCGCCGGGCCAACAAACAUGUCUGCCCCAGUCCUGAGUUACCGCACCCGGGGAUGGCUGCGAAUGUCCCUCGAGAAGCAGGACACGCUCCUCAAGAUGGCUGUUCUCUCCCUUGCAGCCAUUCUGUCAUUUUCCUGCAGGUUAUUCUCCGUUCUUCGUUUCGAGUCCGUCAUUCACGAAUUUGAUCCCUACUUCAACUACCGAACCACCAAGUUCUUGGCGGAGGAAGGCUUCUACAACUUCCACAACUGGUUUGAUGACAGGGCAUGGUAUCCACUGGGCAGGAUCAUUGGAGGCACCAUAUACCCGGGGUUGAUGGUGACCUCAGCCUCCAUAUACCACAUCCUGAACUGGCUGCACAUCACCAUAGACGUCCGCAAUGUGUGUGUCUUCCUGGCGCCUCUCUUCUCCUCCCUCACCACCAUCGUCACCUACCACCUGGCUAAGGAACUCAAGAGCCCUGGCGCGGGUCUAGUUGCGGCCGUCAUGAUUGCAAUUGUCCCGGGCUACAUCUCCCGUUCAGUGGCUGGUUCCUAUGAUAAUGAAGGUAUUGCAAUCUUCUGUAUGCUGUUGACCUACUACAUGUGGAUCAAGGCAGUGAAGACGGGAACGCUCUUCUGGUCAACGAUGUCGGCUCUGGCUUACUUCUACAUGGUGUCCUCGUGGGGUGGCUAUGUGUUCCUCAUCAACAUCAUCCCCCUGCACGUGCUCAUCCUCAUGAUCACUGGGCGCUUCUCUCACCGCGUCUAUGUUGCCUACUCCACGCUGUACGUCAUCGGCACCAUCCUCUCCAUGCAGAUCUCCUUCGUUGGGUUCCAGCCCGUCUCCACCUCAGAGCACAUGGGGGCAUUCGGUGUGUUUGGCCUCUGCCAGAUCCAUGCCUUUGUGGACUACGUGCGCUCCAGGCUCAACAAGGCCCAGUUUGAGGUACUGUUCCGUGCUGUCAUCUCCACCGUGGCAGCUACUGGUAUUCUGGUGCUGGUGGUGCUGACAGCCAUGGGCAAGAUUGCUCCCUGGACGGGCCGCUUCUACUCCCUGCUGGACCCAUCCUACGCCAAGAACAACAUCCCCAUCAUUGCCUCCGUCUCUGAGCACCAGCCCACCGCCUGGUCAUCAUUUUACUUUGACCUUCAGAUGCUCACCUUCAUGUUUCCUGUUGGUCUCUAUUUCUGCUUCUCCAACCUCACUGACGAGAACAUUUUCAUCAUCCUCUAUGGAGUCCUCAGCAUCUACUUUGCUGGAGUGAUGGUGCGUCUGAUGCUGGUGUUGGCGCCCGUCAUGUGCAUCCUCUCAGGCAUCGCGGUCUCUUCCAUGCUGUCCACCUACAUGAGGCAAAUAGACGAAGUGAAGACCGAGAAAAAGAAGACCAAGUUUGAGGGCAACUACUUCAUGCGCAGCGAGAUUGCAACAUUCUUUGUGUGUGUGAUGUCAGUGUUCCUGGUCAUGUACACACUGCACUGCACUUGGGUCACCUCGGAGGCGUACAGUUCCCCCUCUAUUGUGCUGUCUGCCCGGGGUCACGAUGGCUCCAGGAUUAUCUUUGAUGACUUCCGGGAGGCAUACUACUGGCUCAGGCACAACACCCCACAGGAUGCAAAGGUCAUGUCUUGGUGGGAUUAUGGCUACCAGAUCACUGCCAUGGCUAAUCGAACCAUCCUGGUGGACAACAACACGUGGAACAACACUCACAUCUCUCGUGUGGGUCAGGCCAUGGCCAGCACAGAGGACAAGGCUUACGAGAUCAUGCGAGAGUUGGACGUUGACUAUGUGUUGGUCAUCUUUGGGGGACUCACUGGCUACUCAUCAGAUGACAUAAACAAGUUCCUCUGGAUGGUGCGUAUCGGGGGCAGCACAGAGAAGGGCACACACAUCAAGGAGCACGACUACUACACACCCGCCGGGGAGUUCAGGGUGGACAAGGAAGGCUCCCCAACCCUCCUCAAUUGCCUCAUGUACAAGAUGUGUUACUACAGAUUUGGCCAAGUGUACACAGAGGGAGGUAAGCCUCCCGGCUACGACAGAGUACGAAAUGUUGAAAUUGGCAACAAGGACUUUGAGUUGGAUGUUCUUGAGGAGGCCUACACCACCGAGCACUGGAUCGUCCGUAUCUAUAAGGUCAAAGAUUUGCCCAACAGAGGGGCCUAAGCCCAUGACAUAGUAUUAAUAUGUACAGAACCGGAUAAUCCAGUUUUGUGUUGUCUAUCAGUUCAAUAUUAAUUUGUUUAGGGGUGCUUCUCUUCAGCAUUGUUAUUCGUGCAAGCUUCGUGGCCACAUUCCUUCCAUUUGAUGAAAUAUUUUUGUUGAGUACAGGGGCUUUGUGAGGUGCAGGUGACCCAGGUGGGAUGAGUGAGGGAAGUCAAAGUCAUGCUCAGCCUUUGGAGGUUACUGACAAUAGAGUCAUUAUCUUGAUGUGCUUGCAGGUAUGCUAUUUUGAUUUUGAUUUCUCUACUUAUGAAUGUUUCUACUUCAGUUUCCCCUUGCUAUUGUAUUUGUGUACAUAACCCACUGGAGCAGUGUUUUACAAGCUGUAUUUUUAUAUACCAUGAUGUUGCACACAAUGAUGUAUAGCAUUGCAGAAACUAAAGAGUGUCAAUUAGCUGAGUUAGGUAAGAUGAUGUUACCCUCCAAAAUUCUUUAAGCUGUCAUAGUGACUUUAUCGUCUCAGGGGCAUUUGUAUGACUUUGAAACUACUGCUAAUACUACUGUUACUACGCUGUGCAGCUCGUGUGAAGGGAGUCACCUUAUACUGACCACUCAAAUGAUAUGUUUUGUUCUAAGUAAUAUAAAUAAUGUGUAUGAAUACUGGUACAAAAUAGUCAAGUUGCUCUUCCCAUUUCAGGAGUGUUUAGUUUUGUCAUCGUCAGUUCCCCCUGCUCUCAGACACAUGGAGGUGUUGGUUUAUGAUUUUGUUUUGUUUCUGGUAGGGAGCCAUAGGAGUAGCCUCUUCACCUACGUUAACAGUGCCCCUGGGCACCACCUGAAGGCCAUGGAGGCAUGGCACAGAGACUGUUCUGCCAGUGGCUGUCAGUUGUGGCACAAACCCACUCUGCUGAAUGGGUCAGGUUGUGUGAUAUGUACAUAAGAUCUUGACUAGCUUCAUCUAUGGGUGUUAAAUAGUUAUAACUAUGUAUAUGUGCCUGUUUUUUCUAUGGGUAACUAUUCCCCAUUAAUACAGACUUAACAGUAUGAUGA